Molecule: messenger RNA, 21282 nt
Organism: Nycticebus coucang (slow loris)
Lineage: Eukaryota; Metazoa; Chordata; Mammalia; Primates; Lorisidae
Gene: LRTM3
Product: coiled-coil domain containing 168
Exons: 9
Coding region: 1-21282 (7093 amino acids)
Source: RefSeq, a predicted model, not a curated record
AUGUCAAAGCCAUAUUAUUUCUUUAAGAAGGGGGUGAGGGUUGGAUUGGAAGAUAAUACAUUUUUGACAUUAUGGGAACUUCUAGAGUCUUGGAUUAUUCAAAAUGAUUGGAUGGCAAUCUUCUUUAUAAUUUUCAUAGGAAUUAUUUUUGAGAUAAUACUCAUAAAAAUAUUUUCAUCAUUUUGGAAGAAGCCUACAAUUCCAGAAGAUAGUAGUAGUUCAGAUACCCAAGAGAAUGAAGACAGUUGCUUGGAAAGCAUGAAAUUUGCUCCAGAGAAUUGGUCAGUUAUUCAUUCAUCUUCAGAAGAAAGAGUGGGGGCUGCUGUUGAGAAAAGAAUUACUUCAUCACUUACAUCUGAAGAAAGUGAAAGUAAUUCUGAGGACAAAAUUUUGUCUUCAGAUGAAAUAAUACGGGCAAGUAACAGCAAAAGUGAGUAUCAAGUGAGUCACUUUAGUGAAAGUCAUCUGCUACCUUCAAGUAAGACCAACUCAUCUUUGUCAUUGCUUCAUUCAGAAGUAAGAGACAUCUUUCUAAGUCAUGGAGAAUAUCCAGAAAAUGAAACUGUACAGUUUUCCUCAAAGAAAUUAUUUUCAAUAAUGAAAACGAACAAAAAUAAAAAUUCAGAGUUUUCUGGUCUUAAAUUUUCAGUAACUAAAUUGGCUGUAGAAAAAGAAGAUCUAGAUGUGGCACCAUGCCCUCCUGCCCAUUUAUUACUUUCUAGAGACCAGGUUAGACUUCUGGAAGAAAACGUGAGAAAUCAAAUUCCUUCAAAACCUAAAGCUAAGUUAGAGAGUGAAACUACAGAUCGGUGCUUAAGAUUCCAGGAGUCUUUGAUUCAGAAUCAACGUUCUGCUGGAAUGGUAAUUUCUACCCAGACACAAGAUUCUUCUCUAGGACAAAAUGCUAUUCCGAAUGAAGGUUUUUAUGAAAUGCGAUUUCUUAGUCAGGCCCCCAAAUUUGUUCACAGCCAAGAAUCUGUCAACAGUCAGCCUCAUAUCAAGGCCAGCUACUGCGCUCAACCUCAAGAUUUGAUGAGUAAACCACUUUUUGGCAGCACACAAGACUCCUGCCAGGCCGAAGAUUUGGACAGGAGCCAACAUUUUGUCAAAAUGACACAAGAGUCAGUCAAAGGCCUAGAAUCUGAUGAACAGUUAGGUGGGGCCCAAUAUCCUACUAGGUUGGAAGAAUCAAACAAGAUCAAAUAUUCAGUCAAUGGGCAAAAUACUAUUUUUAACAACACUGAAUUUCUAGUUUUAACUCUAAGUCCAAAUUCGGUUGUGGAAGAUAUUCCACAACCAAAGAGCAUAAAGCCACAAGGCCAGCAACAAAUUGCUUCAUCAGAAUUAACCCAGGAUUCAGUAUACAGCGCAGUGUCUCUUUCAAAUACCAUUAAAGGGCAUAAAAACAGAAGAACAACACCAGACAGUAAAAGCAAACCCAGUCUUAACAAUCCAUCUCUAAAAGCAAAGAAAACACCAAUUUCACAGGUAUUUCAAAUCACAGUAAGUCACACUUCAAAAAAUAAGAAUGAAUUAGGAUGGAAGAAUAACAUUGAGAAGAAAGAAUUACAUGAAAGGAAAGAUGUAUCAGAUAUAGCUUUACAUCUUAUUUCUGCUUCCAAGCUUAUUUCUCCCUAUAUUAAAAAAUAUUCCAGAAAAAAACUAGUGAAAGUCAUGCCAGCUUUAAGAAAAAGUGGACAUUUCCUACAGAAGCGAAGUAAGUCACUAGAUACAGAGAAAAUCAAUUAUACAGGUUCUGUUGAGGAGAGAGGAAUCUCAGGCAUUAUUAAAAACAUAAAACAGUAUGGAAGAGAAAAUGAAGGAGUAAAUAACAUUUUACCCCAAACACUACCUCACUUAGAACAGUCUUUCAUGGUCAACACUGAUCAACUAAAAGCACCUUGCUCAUUAAUAGGAACAAACUGGAAGAGUGAAGAGUCUCUUAAAGAGCCAAUAACACAAGCAACAGAAACUGGUAUUACAGAAUUUCUUGGCCCAAAUAGUAAAAAAACAUUUGAUGUGCCUAUUCCAAAGCAUGAAACACCUUUAGAAGAAGCUAUAUCAGAGCCUAUGCAGAAGCUUGUUUCAUAUUCCAAAAUGGAAUUGAAUAGAACUAUGAAAAUACAGGAAGAUCGCCAAAGUACAAAGAAUUCCCAUCUUCAACUUCCAGAUGGAGAGCAGUUACCAACCAGUACACAAACAAUGGAAACUACACGGAAACAAGAUUUUUUGGAAGUUGUUCUGGAGUUGUCAAAUGUCCAUUUGCAAAUUUUCCUAGAAAACAAAAAAGACAAAAGUAAUGAGGAAUUGGAAAGAGUAAAAAUUCAACUGAGUACAGAAAGUAUAAACCUAAAGGAAAAGAAACCAUUAAUACUUGAUAUCAUGGAAGACAGUGACCUAAGUGAAAGUGAGGAACUGAAAUACCAGAGUAGAAGCAACAUAAAAAGGACAUAUCAAGACUCAUCUGAUGCCACUUAUGCUAUCAUUUCUGAACCACCUGAUAUGGAAAUGCACAGCAAAUUAAAAGCCAAGACACAUACGUCAAGAAUAAUAAGGCUUAGUCAUUCAGCAUCAAACCAAGAAAAAUUGCUAGAUGAAAAGAAAACACAAGAUGCAAAAUACAUUGAGAAGAGCUCUGUGUUUAAAAAGCCACAACAAUGUGAUAGAGAAGAAGAGGACAAAGAGAAACAAGAGGAACGAGAAGCAAUUUCAGAGCUGACACAAGGGUUCAGGGUCAGCAUACAUCUAAAGCAAAAGCCCAAAUAUCUGAAAUUCAAAAUGGAACAGAUCAGUUCAGAAGAUGGAAAAACUCCAUAUAAAAAGCAAACUCUUUCUACACAGACCACGUUGGGGCCUAGCCCGUGCCCUGCGACAGAUCUAUUUCAACUUGAGAAGGUGAAGCAAAGCACAGACAGACCCACAAGCAGAGAAGGUGUUGUAGAUCCAAAAAAUCUACCUACAAUGCCAGAGACCUUGCCAGGUGGUGAACUUUUCAUUAAAACAACAGAGUAUUGUGUCCCAUUUGGUAAAAAGGAGACACUGGAUGGUCACAUUUUAGAAGAAAAGCAAGACUUAAAAAGAGGUUUACCAGCAGUUGCCCAAGGGUCUUUCGAUAGCCACAUGUCUACUUUAUUAUAUUGUAAAAGGCAGAAAAUUAAAAAGAAGUCAGAAACAAGAAGUAUGCCCAGCGUCAAAGAUGUACUUAAUAAAGUAAAGAAGCCAUCAAUCUCACCACCACGUAUCCAUAUACAUGGUACGCUAAGCUGUAGGAAAAAAUUGGGAGGCAAUUGUAAAAUUAUAAGUAAACAGAUUCUGCAAAAUAAAACUGUGGCAGAUGGGUUUCUAAAUGUUACUUGCCCUCACAAGUCUAUUCUGCCUAAUACUAAAAUGCAUAGCGGAUUAAAUGCUGAGAAUCACAGUCAUAUCAAGGCAAUGCAAGAGGAAUCUCAAAUUCCAAGGGAAGGAAAGUAUUUAGACUCUACUAAUAAGGGAAAUGAAUCUCAAAACGUAACAAAUGCUAAAUUGCAAGAUGAAGAAGCUCUACCAAAAGCAGUAGAAGCUCUGCCAAAAGCAGUAUCCCUCCUUCGGGGGAGCUGGAAUAACAGACUUAAUGCACAUCCAGUGGUGGAAACAGGGAAAGAAAUGCAUCAACCAGUCCUACUCACAAACAGCAUUAUGGAGUCUAUUGAUUCCCCCAUAGUGGCUCCAUCUCACGUCAAGAAUGUGAAGAGAAGCCCAUCAUCACAAACAGACUUCAAGGGCACUACAGAUUCAGAGCUGCUGUCUCCAAUAUCAGGACAAUCACUGACUGGAGACCCUUCGAACCAAACAAGAGAAAGUGGUAUUCCAAGUGAUGGAAGUGAUACGAGAGAAAUGGGUGACUGUUUUGCAGGAAAAAAGGCAGAAUUACCAGAAUAUUUACCAGCAACUUCCCCAGAGACUUUUAAUUGCUGCAUGCCUACUUUAUCUCUUUCUGAAAGGAAGGAAAGUGUAAUAUUCGCACACAUGACAACUACAACAGAGCCCAAGUGUACAAAUAUGGAGGCAAUCAAGCCAUCAAUCUCACAAAUAUUCAGUAUCACAGACCAUGAAAAGACAUUGGAAUCGGAUAUCGAGACCAAAGUUAAAAAGAUAAACCAAGCUGAAGGAGUGUUUCUUGAAUAUGUAAAUACCCUUUACUCUUCCAUACACAGCAGAUUGCAGAGAGAGUUCUGCUGUGCUCAGUUAGGGCAAGGAAACCCAGUAGAGAAAAAGUACAUCGACUCCUUUGCUAAGUGUAGCACAUCCUCUGGCAGAAAGGAAAACUUGCAAGAUGGAGAGGAAGAGGAACAAAGAGCCGCACUAGAUGCAGCUCCACAGCAGAACCAGCACCCAUCGUCUGAUGCCAGUCCCGUGGAGGGGACUCACCUUGGCAAAUCAGAUCCAGCACUGAGCUGUUUAACACAGGAACUACCUAUUAAUGGGGAAAAUGCUCCGCACCAAACAGGUUUUACACAAACUAGUUUGGAGGCUAGCUUCAAAACGAGUCCUGUAGAAGCUGAAGAACCACAGAAAACCAUCAAAACAGAAAAUGGCAUAGAAGUCUCUGUGUGUCCGAUGGUUCUACCUCCCAAAGCUUUACAGGCUCCGGAGAAUAGCCACAGCUUUGUACUCAAUGCAUACCAGAAGAAUCAAGAGCUUUUCAAAUCAGAUGAGGCACUGAAUCAAUCAGAAAGUACAAAUACUCAGGUACAACUACAAACACAUGUUACUCAAACCAUUUUGGGGUCCACUUUAUGUCCUAUAUUGGAUCAAUUUCAAUUUGAAAAGCUAGAGAGUUGUGUUAGGUUUUCGCCUCUAAAAUCUGGGGAAGCAAAUGUUGAUGAAGUUCUGUUUUCUACAAAAGAAGGUGGUAUUUCAUCUGAUACAGGCUGUCAAAUGGAACAGGCCGGUAGUAGCGAAAAGAAAGAAGCAAUAAAUUUUGAUUUCUGCAUGCCAGACUUAUCUAUGUCUCAAAGGAAGAGAAACUUCAAACGAUUUUCAGAUAUGAGAACUUUAGUGAAUCUCAAAUGUGGAAUUAUAAAGGCCAAGAAAACAUCGAUUUCAUACAUGCUCAAUAUCACUGGUAAUUCUAGUGCAAACCACAGAAAAGAAUUGAGAUGUAACUGGACAACCAAAGUGAAAGAGGUGCUUCCAGAUAAAAAAGUGGCAGACCAAACAUACUCUUCUGUGACUGUUACAGCUGACAUUAGUACCGAUGGCAAAGUAGAAAUGGAAAAGGACACGCGGAGUGGAAGAAGACUCAGUGUCACCCAAGUAAAGCAAGAGAUGUCACCUGACAAAGGGAGUAUUGCUUCAGAUGACAUCGAAGGAACCAAUGCUGAAGAGGAAGAGGAAGAGGAAGAGGAAGGUGAAGAGGAGGCAUUACUGAAAGGAAUUCCACAGUACAGCCAACAUUUCGUAUUCUGUUCGCGUCAGAGGAAGGAUGUUGACGUUCACAAAUUAAAAAGCCCAGGAAGUAAGAGGAAGAAUGUCUGCUUCUACAAAUCAAAAAGCCAAGGAAGUAGAAAAAUUCUGUUUGUUACAGAACAAGGUGUCUCUCAGCCUAUGCAGCCUACUGAUCCAAAACAAGGGGAAGAGACGGAGGGACACCUGCAGACACAAAGCGACACAAUGUGUGCAGUGAGUUCAAAGCUGUCUCCUCUAAAGUCAGAGGAAUCACUAACAGAGACAGAUGGGCUGCGGGAAACAGGAGUUAGUCACAAACAGCAACAGAAAGAGCAGUCAACAGAUGAAGAGACGGCCUGGUGUACAGAUCCCAGUGACCAGGUCAGCGCCUCAGAUGGCACUAAGGACGUCAAAGACAAAGGCGGACGAACGACCCGACACCGCAGUUUCAACACUUAUAAAAUAAAGGAUCUUACCCUUGUGAAGUCAAACUUGGAACUUAGGAAGUCAGCAAGCAAAAAUAUCCCAGAAGCUCAGAAGAUGCAACAACAAACACUUGCCACACAACGUGUGUUAAAUUCUAUUUCUCGUUUCAUUUUGAAUUCACUUUCAUUUCAGAAGUCUAUGAAAAGAACAAAACCUCCCAAAUGCAUAGGAGAUACAGGGAGUUUAGAUAUUUCAUCUUCAAUGCCAGUGAAAUCAAUUAGUGAAUCUUUAAUUCUCGCAACACAGAGUGAUGUCCCCUCUGAAAGAGGCCCUAGUAAGGAAAUUAUUAGUUCUAUUCCAGAGAGAGAGACAAGAUUACAGAAGGAUUUGCAAGUGAGAACCCCAGAGUCUUUUGAUUUCUCCAUACCUGUUUCAAGUGACUUUGAAGGGCAAAACAAUGCUGCAGAAGCCCUUAAGUCUGUAACUGAGAAAGCACAGAUUCCAUCAUCCUUUGAGAUAAUUAAUGUCACUAGGAGGAGUGGCCUGACCUAUAGAAAGAAACAGGAAUCCUCCUCAGAAAAUAUGGCCAAAGUAAUAUGUAAAGGUGUGUCAAACACAUUCGCGAAUACUUUUUCUCCUACAAAACUUUCAAAUUGCAUAAAAAUACUUAAAAAAGCAAAAAGCCCAUUAAGAAAAACAAGCUAUUUAACACAGCUAAAGCAAGAUGAAGGGAAAAGGUGGGACACAUACCCCUCUAACAAACAGGGUAUCUCAAGUAACACAUUAGAAGCCAGAUGGCAAAACGAGGAAGAAAGAGAAGGCAAAGAAGUCUCCUCUGCGACAGGUCUGAACAGCACAGCAGGUACAAAAACGUUAAGUUUGCUUAUUCCAGAGCAAGAAGCACAGCAGCAAAGACUGGUUUUGGAAAAUAUAUUGGAAUCUGUCUGUUCUCCUUUGAGUCCAUUUCAGACUAAGAAGCUGAAGAAGCUCUUGCCACGAAAACACACACUUCGUGACAUAGGUGGAGAGAUUUUGUAUCCAAGAUCAGAGAAAGCCACGCCUGGCAGCCUUUUAAUUGAUGAAAUUGAUGGGAGCCCUACAAAAGAGCUGGAUGUUCCUGGUGUCGUUACUCUACAACUUGAGGGAGUAAAAGAAAAUGUAAAUACACAAAAAAUCAUAAAAUGCACAGUUGAUCAAAAUAUCCAACCUACCAAGUCAGGGAAUUCAGUGUUUGGUGGUCCAUGUGAUAAAAAAUCUAAAAGGAAACUGGGUGGUGAUGUUACCAAGAAACAUGAAGAGUUGCAAAGAGAUUUGCUAACAAUGAGCAUGAUGUCUGCUUUAUCUGAUUCCACAAAGCAGAAAAGGGUAUACAAGUUUCCAGAAAGGAAAAGUCUUAGGGGUCCCAAAUGUGUAACUAUGAAAGCAAAGAAGUCUCGUUGUUCACAGAUGCUUAAUAUCACCCAGCAUGUAAAUCUACACCCUAGGAAGAGACAGGAAUGCUCUUUAGAAUGCAUGGUAAAAGACAUACAACCAAAUGAACGCACAGCUAACAUGUUUUUGUCUCCCACACCUGUUUCAACUGAUAUAAAAAUAGAUAAUGAAAUGCAUAGCAAAUUAAAAGCAGAAAUGGACAUGCCAAGAGUAAAAAUAUAUAAUCAUAUUCAUCUAGAGUUACAGAAGUCACUACAUGAUGGAGAAGCACUGAAGGCAAAUUUGACUGAUCUGCAAAGCAGAUCAAGCAAUGCCAUGAAUAUGAGCACACAACAUGAAAAGGAAGAGAAAAGUAUAAUCAGUCCCAAGCACGGAACCUUGAAGGCAAAGCAACUGCAUAUUUCACAGUUGUUUACUAUCAGAAGUCAUCCUACAGAAGGCCAGAGGAAGAAAAAGCAGCGCCAUCACAAGUACAAGAUGAAAGAGAGGCAAUGGUACACAAGUACAAGAGAGGAGUUACUCAAUGCCACUGGGGAUGCUAAAAGUCCACCGCCCAAAUCAGUGCUCAAUAAACUCUCAUUCCAUACAGUGACAAGGAGCACUCUACUGUCUAAUAGAAUACGUCAAUGGAAUCUGGAUGGUCACGGCACAGAGGAAAAGGCAGAGUUACCAGAAAACUUAGAUACAGUUUUCUUGGGCCCUGCAGAUUUCUUCACACCUGUUUUAUCUGAUUCUGAAAGUCAGAUAAACAUAGCACCGUUAUCAGAAAGGGAAAUUAGAUUGAAUCUCAAACGCUUAACUGUGAAGAGAAAGAAGUCACCAGUUUCACGGAUACUUAAAAUCAACAGACAGUCUACCACAAAAGAUAGGAAGAAACGGGAAUACUAUUUAAAAACACUGUCUAAUAGAAUACGUCAAUGGAAUCUGGAUGGUCACGGCACAGAGGAAAAGGCAGAGUUACCAGAAAACUUAGAUGCAACUUUCUUGGGCCCUGCAGAUUUCUUCAUGCCUUUUUUAUCUGAUUCUGAAAGUCAGACAAACACAACACAGUUAUCAGAGAGAGAAAUUAGAUUGACUCCCAAACGUUUAACUCCGAAGGACAAGAAGUCGCCAGUGUCACGGAUGCUUAAAGUCAAUAAACAGUCUACCACAAAAGAUAGGAAGAAACUGGAAAACAAUAUAAAAAUCAAACUAAAAUCAAUGUGGCAAGGUCAAAAUGUGGCUAAUACAUUUCCAAAUGCAGUUUACCUCACACCAGAUACCUCUGACAUUAAAAUACAAAGCAAACUCCAAACAGAGAUGGACAUUGGAGUGGCAGAGUUUAAUCAUACAGAACCAAUACAAGUCUGCAUAGGGUCACCAGAUGAAGGGAUAGCAAGGUAUUCUGAUUCCAUUGACAAAGGAGGAGCUUCCAACUUUUUAAAGGAAGCAAUACUACCUGAUAGAGAGAGUGAGGAAGAAAAGCAAGAACAUCCGAUAGAAACUAGCCUAUUCUAUUUUAAAAACUUCAUGGCAAACAGAUAUUUCCUAAAAGAGCCUCAUUCUGGCAAAUCAGAAAGUGUGCUUUUACAAGACUCUUUUUUCCCAACAAGUCAGAUUUACAAAGGGAAUUCAGAAAAAACUGUAAAAAUAGAAAAAACUGAAAAUGUGAAACCAGGUCUCAAAGUUGGACUCCCAGGGAUAGGGAAAUCAGGCGUCUUUGAAGAACUGAGUGAGACAACAAGUGAUGCUAUCUCCCGUACGUAUGAUGAAAAGGAAAUUGACUGCUCUGUUUUAAAAGAAAAAGUUUUAUACAUUUUAGCAGAAAUUGUCCUAGAUUCUAUUGGCAGGCAUUUGCCUACUUCAGAACAAAUUAAAAGACAGAACAGAAGCCUAAAAGUAGCUGACAGAUCUAGUCCCAAAGCUCUACCUGUGAAGGCAAAGCAAUCAGCUUCCCGGCCACUUGACCCUGUAGGUCAUGCUGCUCUGAGCAUUAAUAAGAAACAGGCAUGGAACUUUAAAGCCCCGAAGAGAGAAAUAGCAAAAGAUGAUCUAAUAAAUCAAGAAAUGAAGAUAAAUGCAGAAUUUAGUUCAGAAUCUGUUUCUUUCUCUAAGAUACAUCUACUUCAAAUUGAAAAGCAAAAGAAAGAAUUUGAAAGUGUGAAUUGGAAAACAAUAGCAGAUUUCAAGACUCUUGCCCCACAAAAGCAACAGCAAGAGCUGGGCAUCUUAGGAACCUACUGGAGUUCCCCUGACACCUGCACACCUGUUUGUCCUAAAAUUGUAAGACAUAAAGAUAAGGCACAAACAACAGAUGUGGAGAGUGCUACGCACACAGGAAAGGUCAGACUGGAGGCUAAGAGAACAUCAGCUUCCCCGCUGCUUGGAUAUGGUACUGGAAGAAACAAAAAAACCCGGAGAGGUAACAGCCAGCAGCAGAAGCCAUUCCAGCUGAACAGAGAGACAAUAAAGCUAGGUUUGAAAGCUACAUAUGACUUCAGAUUCCUUACAUCUCACACUAAAAAGCUCAUAGGCAUAAAAACACAGAAAGAUAAGCCAAAAAAGAGGGUAUGCAAUCUUCCACAGCAAGAGCUGGAGAAACCACCAAAUGAAAUGCAAAUGUCAUUGUCAGGAUGUAUUGGUGUGUCCAGCAUCCUUAGAAAACUCGAACAAAAUAUUAGAGAGGAAGAAAAAAAACACCUACACAUACCCCAACGAUAUAGUCAGCCACUACGGACUAGGUCACAACAAUUCAAUUACAGUGGGUUCAAAACCCCCCAAAUUAGAACAGAUAUAGGACUUGAAUCCCUUGUUGUACAAAGAGUAAAGGAAAGAGCUGUAGACAUUGCCAAAUGUUCAGUUUCAAUUCCGCUGGAGAGAGAAGGAUCAAUGGAAAUUGAUAGUCCACUAGGAUCAAAAAGACAGAAUAUAUUUCUGAGAGAACUGGAUGCUUCUCAACAGAAGACUUUCCAGGAACAAGAAUCUGUGGAAGAAGAAGGUAUUUCCAUGACAAACUUGGAAUUGAAUGCCUGCCCUAUUAUGGAACCUCUUCAUUUGGAAAACACAAGAAGGGUAGCUAAGGAAGGAGAUGUGUACCUCAACAGAAAAAAUAUUUCUUACCUAUUGAGAAGAGAAAGAUUUAAAAAACCUGAUAUCUUACUAAGUUCCAAAGAACAGAAAUUUCUUUGUACAAAUCUAGAAGUCCAGCACAAAACGCCUGCAGUGCAAAAAGAACAGGUGAAUUCAGAGUGUGUUUCUGAAAGUAUUCUGGAUUCUGUAUCUUACCCCAAUAGGAACACUCUUCAUUUGAAACAGACAGUGAAUACUAUAAGAAAAGAAAAUGUCAGUAUCUCUGAAAGUUUCAAUUACAGUCCAAAGGGAAAAGAACAAUCAAAGUUAACUUCUAUCCCAUUAAAGUUCAAUAGACAGAAAAUGGAUUUUUCAAAAAACUUGAAGAUAAGGCAGCUAAAUAUUUGUAACCAGACUAAAGAAAGUAUUCUGGAAUCUGUUUCCUGUUGCAUAUUGCAUCAUAUUAUAAAUCCAAAGAAAGAAGUCUCAGCAAAAGAAAUAAAGAGUUCAAAAAGUUCAACGGUAGAAAAAGCAUUGAACAAAGUAGGUAUUCCAGUGGUUCGGCCGCCUUGUAUUUUAUUCAGAACAACACAAAAACAGGAGCACCUGUCAAUUUCUUAUGAGAACUGUCUGGAGCCUAUGUCUUGCCCUCAGAAUUAUCGUAGUGUUCUGCAACAUUUAAUACCUCCAACAAAGGAAGCAUUAUCAGAAGUAGGUAAUGUGUCAAGCACAACAAAAGGACUAGACUUGUUUGCUAAAGAUCAACUAAGUUCUAUCUAUGACUAUGGACUGCAAUGGAUUAUGCCAUUGGUUACUCCAAGGCAAAUUAAUAAACAAAACACAAUGCUACCUUUAGAAUCAUAUGGUGAAAUUCUAAAAUAUCUGAAUCCUUCAUUUCCAAAAGGAAAGAGGUCAUCAGAUAAGACACAGAUAAUUGAUUUGUUAUCAAAUGGCAGCUCACCCAAGCUAGGAGUUAGAAAGAAGAUAGAAUCACGUCAAGAAAAUCAAAACGUGGAAAUAAUAUGCCUGCCUGUACUAUUUUCACAUUCUCUUUCUUUGUGUGUGCCUGUUUUACAUGAAAGUAAAAGCUGGAAGAACAGCAUAAAAGGAGGAGUUAUGAAAGGCAUACUGUGCCGCGAAACAAGGUCUCUGAAGUUGAAGAAAUCAGUUUUGUCCCAUAUACUCAAUCCCACUGAGUAUGGUACCCCAAACAACAGACCACAAAGGCAGUGGAACGUAACAGAGAAAAUUACAAAUAAAGAGACAACCAAUAAGGUUAUCUUAAGUAACGUGAAAAGGGCAAAACAGCAUAUGUUACAGGAAGCAAAGAAGGGCAGAAUGGAAGCAGUCACUCUGAAAGGAAUAUUGGCUCCUAACAUUAUUGUAAAGGCAAAGAAAUCAUCGUUGUCACAUAUACUCAAUAGAAAUGAAUUACCUUUGCUGUUGGACAUUAUAAAACAAGAGAGAAAGCUGCAAGAAUGCAAAAGUAAAUGGGGCAUGAGACUGACAACCUCACGUGCUCCCUUAUCAUCUCCAACACAUCCUAAUGUGAGUUCAAGAAUAAGUGUAGGAACAAGUACGUCAGGAAUACUGAAGCGCUCCCUUCCACCACCAACGCUCCAGGCAUUGUCAAAUUUCAGAAAAAUAUCAUUGGCAGAGUCAAUUAAUAGAGGUACUGUAAGCAAUGUAAGAGAAUGGAAACGUUUGCCACAGAAAAAGAAGGAGAGUAGAGAAGAUAUAGUAGAUAUGAAAGAUAUAAUGGGUCUCAUAGAUAUCAUUUUGAAAGGAAAGAAGUCACCUUUUGCCCACUUACUGCAUAGAAAGCAAACACAGAGGAACAAUAAAAAACAAGAGCAAAUGAAACAGGAAAAUAAAAAAAAUCUAAGUGCUUCCAUUCUUUCUUCACCUCACUUGGAAUGGGAUUCCAGAAUAAAAGACAUAUACGUGCGAGGAGUAACAAAAUUCUGUCUUCCUUCAUUAACACUCCGGGAAUUGUCAGGCACAAUGGAAAGAUGUGAGGAACCAAUUGAUGAUAUUUUAAGCAGUAUAAAAAAAGCAAAACGCAUGCCACAGAAUAACAGAAUGGAAAUAACCUCAGAAGAAAUCAUGCGUUCCAGAACAGCUCUGAAGGUAAGGCGGUCUUCAGUGUUACAGGAAAUACAGUUGAACACCAAGGAAAAACAGAAGAAAAUGCAGGCAGAGAAAGAUAACCUCGUUGAGAUUUGGAGCAAAGUCGCUUCCAUUUCUUUUUUACCUUACUUUAAAGUGGGCACAGUAAAAGGAGAGGAAACCAUGCUGAUAAAAACUGGAUCCUCUUUUUCAAAACCAAAUUUCCAGAUAUUGUCACAUAGAGAGAAAAUAGGUUAUGAAAAGUCUAUUAUGGGUAAUAUCUCAAAUAGUGUGAAAAAAGCCCUAGAAGACAUGAUGCAAAAAGAAAAGGGAAAAGGAAAAAUAGAAAAAGUUAUACUUUUGAAUAAAAACAAAUCAUCAGUUUUACAGGAAAUUCAUUUGGAAGUCAAAGAACUGGAGAAAAAGACACAGAACACUGAAAGUGAAUCGGGUGUCCUUCUGUCCAAUACUGGCAUUGCCAUACCUUCUCUUUCUCAUUUAAAAUUGGAUACAAGGAUAGAAAAAGCAUAUUAUGUGACUGAAGUAACAGGAUCCCCUCUUCCAGAACAAUCACACCAGAAACCAGUGAUAAAUGUACACAGAAAGGGCAUUGAUAGCACAAGUGAUGUACAAAAAGCAAAAGAAUACAUGACAGAAGCCAGAGCAAAGAUAUCAACCAGGAAAGCCGUAAUGCAUCCAAAAGAUGGAGAUUUGAAAGGAAAAGAGGUGCUUUCACGGGACCUACCUUCAAAUGUUAGAGAGCCUGGGAAAGUAGACAGAGAAGACACAGAGCACAGGAGAGCAGACGGAGAAGGUAAAGAGCCUGGGAAAAUGCAUCAAGCAGGCAAAGAGCGUGAGAAAAUGGAUGCAGAAGGCAAGAAACAAGGGAAAGUGUCUGGACAAGCUGAAAAUCGCUGGGAACCGGAUCCAAAGGGGGCAGAGCAAGGGAGAGGGCUUAAACAUGGUAAUGAACGGGAAGACGGUCCAUUUUUACAUUUGUCUAAAUUUUCUCAAAGUCACCAUGAAUUACACACAAGAAUAGGAGAAGACAUACAAGGGUUAACAAGAUCCGCCACUUCACAACUAUGGCACCAGGAAUCCUUUGAGUUUGAUGCAGCACACACAAAGUCAAUUGGGGAGGAUAUCUCAAAUGAUGUAAAAACAGUAGAACAGUAUGAGCCACAGGAAGGGGCAGAUGGAGGAAAAAUAGUAAAUAUGAACCAUGAAAUGCCACCUGAGGGCAUGACGUCCAAGGCAGAGCAACUACCACUUUCACAUAUGCUCAGAAUUGCUAGAUGUGGUGGCUCGGAAACCAGAGAUAGAGAGACAAGCAUCAAAGAAAAUGUGGGACCCGUACAGAAAAGAAAAAGCGAACUAGAUGAAGUCCUGACAAUACCUUCUCUACCUCAUCAUAAGCUAGACCUAAGUAUGAAAGGAAAGAAAGAGAAGCAAGAGUCGCAGGAGAGGUCAGAGAGAGGAAAGAUAAUAUGCAGGAAUUAUGAAAUGCCACCUGCACAUCACAGGGAAUCUUCCAACAUCGGGAAAUUAAAAUAUACAGUGUCACCUUUGAAGGGUGUCUCAAGCAAUUCAGAAAGAACAAACUACAAGACACAAGUAGAAGAAGAUAAAGCAAAUGUUUCUGAGGAAAGGUUAACAUCCCCCAGGGACACGGUUGCGAUGACCAAGAAAUCAUUCCUUCCCAGUACACUCAAAACAAAGGAACUACAAAUGAGCAUCAAAGAACAAGGGGGAAAAGGGCCAGCAGGCAGAGUGGGAAGAGUCGUAACUCUGAGGAAAACUGGUCUCUUCGCCACUUUUCGGACUCACUUUAAAUUAGAAACAAUAAAAGAAGAGGAAGAAGAACCAGAAAUACUAAGCUAUGGGCCACACCUUGCCCUCCAGGGAUUACUGCUCUCAGGGCAAAUGGCAUCUACAAAGUCAGCUGAUGGCUGUGUAAGCAUAGGAAAAUAUCGACCAAAGAAAGAAGACAGAAUACAAACAGUAGCUAUGAAAGGCUUAACCCACCCCAGUGGUGCUGUUUUCAAGGAAAAGGUAUCACUAAUUUCACAUGUAUUCAGUUCCCCUGAGCCCAGUCCUCUGAGCAAAAGAAAGGAGCUGCAGUGGGACAUUACAGAGGAAGUAGCACAGAAGCAGGACAGGGCAGGAGGUCCUAGUGUGGGUCCGACGGAGACUUACCUCUGCAUGCCCUCUCCAACUCACCACAGAUGCUUACCUUCACAACUACAGCUUCCUGUAUCAUCAGGUGCAGGGAGAAUCAGAUGUGCAGAUUUAAAGGGAAGUCUUCGCGCACAUAAUGUACUAUUAAAAGCAAAUAAACAUAUGCCACAUAAACAGGCAAAAGACAGAUUGAAAAUAAAAGACAGGGAGGGUAGAUUACGCCCCAAAAGAAUAAGUGUGAGAGCACAGACACCCCCAUUUGCAUAUCUGGGCAAUAGAAAGAAACUCCCAUUGAAUAUUAAAGGUCAAAGGAAAGAAGUGUGGGAAGGCACAAGUGAACCCCAAAUGGUUCCCAGGAGAGCUUCAGCUUCCUUGCCUCCUCUUCCACCCUGCUUGACAUGCAACACUAGAAGGAAUGAAAAGGAAGGUCCACUGGGAACAUCACCAUUCCAUUUUCUACCACAAAAGAUGAAGGAUUCGUCAGAUUCAGGCAAAAAAGCAUAUACUGAGUCAUUGUGUAGUUGCAUGUUAAGCAACAGAAAAGAACCAAUCCAAUCUACAACACAAGAAGAGGAGAAAGAUAGAUACAAAAUAGAUAGGGAAGGCAAAAUGCUUCCUAAAUGCAUACGUCCUAAGGCAAAGAAGGUACUAUUUUCAAAUGUACUCAAUACCAAAGAUUUGAAGUGGAAAAUUAAAGAACAAAGGAGAAAGAUAAAAGAAGAUAAAAAUGAACGAGUGAGAAAUCUGACAAACACUAAGACAUCUGUUCUUUCUCCACCAUACCGUACCUUUCAUUCAACAGAAGGAGAGGACGGCGUGAUAAGAAUUAUAAAAGAAUCAUCAGAUGCAAGGAGAUUAUCAUGUGUAAAAACAACUGGUGGAGAACGUUCAAAUGAUGUAAGAGAAUUAACAGAAAAAAUGCUACAGAAAGACAAGAAGGACAGAGAAAAAGUUCUUGUGGAUAUGAAUAGUGUGGUAGAUCCUAACAGGAUAUACUCAACGGCAAAGAAACCACCCAUUUUACAUACACAUAAUUUAAGUGACCUUCAGUUGAAAACAAGAGAGCAAGAGGAAAAGAUCCAGAAAGUUAAAAGUAGGCCAGUGGUAAUACUGACUAAGAGUUCCGCUAGAUCUCCCCCACCUCACCUUGACAUGAAUGCCAAGGUCAAGGAAGAAACCAUACCAGCAUUAACCAUAUCAGAUUCUGGAGGAGGAAUAUAUAUACAGCCAACUACUAGUGAUCGUGAUAUUAUCAUCAGUCUAACAAAAGGAAAACUGCCACAAGACAAGGAAGAGGCUGGAGUGCAAAUAGUAAACAUCAUAAUGUUAUCUAAACAUCAAGAAAAGAAGGUUCAGGAAUGUGAAGAUGAACCAGGUGUGGUUCUGACCAAAUCCCCCUCAUUAUCAUCUCUGCCUCACCUCAUAUUGGACAAAGAAACAGAUGAUGCAAUACUAAGAUUUACAAGGUCUGUUUUGCAGAGAUUGUCACAUGCAGGCGAGACAUCACACACGGAGUCAUUUGGUGGUCACGCCACAAGCAAUGUUAAAAAGGAAAAACAACAUGUGCCUCAGAAAGAAGAGAAGAACAGAGAAAAAAUAGUAGAUAGGAGGGGCACAGAUAUAACUUUGAAGUCAAGGAAAUCACCUCUUUCCUCUUUGCUCCAUAGAUCAGAAUUGCAUCUGGACAUUAGAGGGCGAGAGCAAAAGGAACACGGAGGUGAACCACCAGGGAGGGUUCAAAGAAAAAUCUGUGCCUUCAAACCUCCACUUGGCCCUAAACUGGAUAAAAGUACACAAGUGGAUGGAGAAAAGCUUGGAAGUGACGCAUCUGCUCUACUUCCACAGAUCCUUCCAGAAUUAUCAGGUGUGGAGAAAACAGCAAAUACAGAGGCAAAGAGUGGUGACGUAAGAAAAAGAAAACCAUGUAUGUCACAGAAUGAAGAAAAAUGUGAAGUGAAAACAGUAGAAAUGAGGAUCUGGAAGCCUUACAAAGAGGCAAGGUUCCCACGAGUGUCACACAUCAUUAAUAAAAAGGAAUUUGUAUUGAAUAUUGAUAAUCAAGAGGAGAAAGUACAAGGCAGAGGGGAAGUAGGUGGGGUUUUGGUGAGGACUUCUCUUUCUAAACCAGCAUCACCUCCCCUCUGUCUGGAUUCGGGGAACAAAAUGGACAAAGACACACCAGGAAUUACAGGAUCCUCUUGUGCACAGCAAAAUUUCCAGGUAUCAUCAGACACCCAGAAAAUAGGAAAUACAGACUCAGUUGCAGGUGAUGGUAAAAACGUUGUUAAACAAACAGACCACCAAGUAUCUCCAAAAGAGGGAGGGCAGCAGGGGGCCUCAGACUUCAUGAUCAGUGUCCAGCAAGGGAAGGAACCCUCCCGAGUCAAAUCAGAAGGAGAUCUGAAUCAGCUGGGUUUAAAUUUCCAGGGUGAGGAUAUUUAUUUCAAGGGAUUUGGUACCAUCAGAAGUGGAAAAAGGCUGGAAUGGCUCUUUCCUGGGCAAAAGUCUCAGCCAGAAAAAUACAAAACAGAAACUUUUACUGUAUGUCUUUCCUGUCCCACAAUGGAUGCACGUAAAAUUGGAAGUUUAAAGAAAAACCCUGAAAUAAUGGAUAGCUUAAACUAUAAAAUAAGUCCUAAGGUCUCAGUUUCACUGCCAGGGAAAACAUCGAGAGAAAUGCAUGUCACACAUGGCAGCCCUGUAAGUGUCAAAGACUUUUCUGUUUCAGAGAGAUAUGCCCACCAGCAAGAAACUUCAUCAGAAGUAUUUCCAGAAUCUGAAGAUUCAUAUCACUUUGCUAAGCCAGAGAAAGAUGUACCAAGUAAUGAUCGAAUACGCCAAGUGCUUUCCUCCAAAGGGUUAGCACUACAGACAAAGGGAUCUCUGGAAAAAAUAAAUAUCACGAAGUGUAAUUCCUCUAAAAAUAAGGACGCUCCAAAUAGUGACACAAAAAAGCAAGUGGUGUCAUGCUCUAAAAGUGGGCACAAGAUAAGGAUGAACUCUGUCCUUUCUCUUAGGUUUCCACCUCGAAAUGGAAAUCAGAAGACGUCAUUGGAAACAGGUAUAGGCAAGAACACUACAGCACGCCACAGCCUGCAGAUACUACCUGGAAUGCCCAUGAAUGUUAUGGAGUCUGAUGCUGCAGGCAGGAAAAGCCAACAGGCCCUGCUAGUUGCAGAACAAGAGGAAUGUGUUCUCGACUCACUUCAGGAGUUCCUGUCCCCACCUUGCACUUUUCCACUUCAAUCAGGAGAUGUAGGGGCAAAAGAUGAAACUGACACAAAUACCAAUAUAAAUUUGGAACAGAAAAAAAUAAAAGUAGACAAUAACAGUGCUGUGGAUCAAGGAGAGGGAAAAUUAAAAGUAGAUACAAAGAGAGCUGCACAUCUGGAAGAAGACAAAGUGGAAAUACACAAGAACAACGCUGUCAGUCUGGAGAGGAAAGUCAGACCAGGCUCAAGGAGGGUGGCCCGCUGGUGCAUCCCAUCUCUAAAGGAAGAAGAAUCUCAGAUGAAGACUCAGGCAAUCACUCCUUUAGAGAACCAUCUAAUAGAGCAAAACCAUAAAAAGGAACCAGAAGCACCUAGUGCAAAACAAAAUUGUUUUCAAAGGAAUGUUCAGCAUUCAUUUUAUUCCCCUACUGCUCUUUCUCCCAAAUUCGAAGGCCGGAAAGGCGGAUUAACGAUAACGCAUCUGAAAAGAGAAUUGAACCCCAAAUAUUCAACUAUGAAAAUGCAAAAUCACCCAAUUGCACAGAUUCUUAGCAUUAUAGGAUGUGGCACUCCAAGCAAUAGAAAGAAAUUAGAGUAUGAUGUUAAUGAAUCAAAGAAUAUGGUUUCAUCCAAAGAUGCCUCCAGAAUAGUUAUCAGAAGCAUUUCUAUUUCCAAGAUGAGUCCACCUCACCCUGAAGAAAUGGUAAGAUCUAAGACGAACCUAAGAAGAGAAAGCAGAAUCUGUGUGUCUAAAUUCCAAGAGAAAUCACCAAACACUAAUGAAAUUGUUAAGAGGAGCACCUCGACAGGCAUAAAAGGGGAACACAAUUUUACAAAGACAUUUUUACAAGAUUCCCAGCUUUUUGUAGCAGAUGGACAACAAAUACAGAAGCUUCCUAAUGUCAAAUCAGAAGCAAUGCUUAGAAGUGAAAUAAAUGAAAAAGUGUUAAAUACACAAACAAAAGAAAAGGUUGUUCCAGGGCAUGAUGUCUCAAGGAUCAGGAAGAAACCAGACUUGAAUAUGAUCAAGCAAGAAGAAAAACUACCAAAACACAUUCUGAUAUCCACAGAGUGUUCAUCUAUGUUGGAAGAGCCAAAGCUACACAAGCAAAGGGGUCCGACUGAACCUGUGUGGGAUGUGACCACACGGAAGAUUCAGCAACCAGAAGUUUUUCCAGGAACUGUGCCUGCAUCACCUCAAGUUAAAAGGAGUGAAAUCCACAUAGCUGCAAGUGGUAUCAGUGCCGAACGUCCAUUUCCUACUUACGAAGCAAUUAAAAAUGUCUCUGAAUCCCACAAAAUAAAUACGAUCCAAGACAAAGUUUCUUCUGAUAAUCUAGAAGAAAUACAAGCCUAUAAAUAUGAUGACUUGAAGUCACCAGCUUUUCCAGAAGGUCCAGAUAAAAUAUCAACAGAAAUAUAUCCCAAAUUCCAACAAUUUACUCCCCAGGACAAAAAUAAGCUUACUAAUGAUUUGAAGUCAAAAGCGCUUGAACUAAGACUGAAUAUGAUCCCAGAGACGGCAAAAAAAUCAGUACGAAAGUCCAACUUUUAUCUAAAACAGCCUAUUUCAGAAGGUAAGAGUUGCAGGUUCAAUCCAAGACAUAAAAAAAUGAGCUUUAUGUCUCGAGCAUGGAUUGACACCAUCAUGCUUAACUCAAAUCACAAAUACCAACCACAUUCACCCCCUGUCAGCUGUAUGAAGACACUGAGGGGUGGUGGUUUGCGUGGCAGCAUGGAGAUCAUUACCAAGUUCAAGGAUAUUAAUAAGCAAGAAAGUGGAACAUCUUCAAUGUCUUCUGCUAGUGAGAAGCCAUUGUCUCAUACUUUCCAAAACUGCUUAGUAAAAGAAAAAUCCAAACUUCUUAUGCACUUUAGUAUGAAAACAUUGGAGAUCCAAAUGAAAACUUUUCCCAGAAUUGUACAAGAAUCUCACGCAACGACGCGGGCUCAGGACAGAACUAAAGCUUCAUCCAACUGUAUUCAUCCUGCUAUCAAAGUACCUAAACAAAAAAACAGAAUUUUGUUAGUUUUUGAGGAAAAAUCUCUUCAUCAAAUAGAUCUUGAUUUACAGUACAAAUACCUUCGCUUUCUCCUGGGGCUUCCUGGUGGAAGUAUGUUCCCGAAGCCAAGUGCACUUCCCAAACAUAUUCGUAAAUUAAAAACAAUCGCAAUAUGUAAAAAAGUAGAAGAUAGUGGGGAAAGUUGUAGCUUUUCCAUUGAUACAGAACUGUUAGAACAACAUAUCUCUUUCAAAAAGCAGAGCCCUCAUGAAAACUCAUCAUUCAGAAAAUUCCUGGAGCCAACUACCAGGCGUGCUUCGGACCUUAAACUGCACAUCCCAAGACAGAAAGAUACUCCAGGUCUUUCACGCUUCAAAUCCCAUGUGACGCCAGAAAAAGAUAAACGAUAUCAUGUGUGGUUUCAAGAAACAAGUACAUAUCAGUCUUUUGAUUUAAGGACUACUAGUUUGUCUGAUUCAAUCACAACUCAGAUUUCUGAAGAUUGUACUGACAUUAGGACAGAUGUUCAAAGUUCAGCUAACUUAGAGGAGUUUUCAGAUCUUGACGUACGUGACAGUGAAGAAUAUGUGUUUUUAGACGCCAACUCUCAUUUAAGUCAGGAAUCCCAAAACAUUCUGUUUGAAUUACAGAAAGGCAUUCCUUUGGAAAAUCUUGACAAAAUCAAAAAAGCCACAGCUGAUUUGAAACCAUUUUACAGUGAAGAUUCAGAUUCUUAUCAGAUCAGAGGCUGCAGAAAACAUACCUUAAUUGAGAGCCCAUCUUAUAAAUCCCAUAACAGCAGGAAAUACAGAUCAUCUUCCAAAAUGAAAUCUCCUGACUGGUUGUGUCAUAGUUCAAUAAAUACUGCAGAAAUUCAGUCUCGGUCAUCCACCGUAUCAUUCAGAGAAGAGAAACUUUCAUGGACUACCAGGAGAAGAACCAGUUACUCUUUAGCUCCCUUAACUGAAUCAAAUAUUAAACUACACCUUGAAAAAAGCCAAGGCAAGUCUCACAACCACUCAGAAAGCAAAGAAAGAAAGAAGGCCAGGUUUGAUGUAUUUAUUAGGAAGAACAACAUUCACUGGAACUAUGAUCACAGUUACACACACAGUGAAGAGAAAUGCACAAGAAAGAAGAAAAUAUAUGAGUCUGAAAAAUCCUAUUAUUUCCAAAGCAAACACAAAUCAGCAUCAAAACUUCAUUGUGAGGAAAGCAACUUUCAUUCUAAAAGAAAUCAAAACCAGCCAUUUUUUUUUGCUUGCGUACCAGCAGAUUCACUGGAGACAAUACCCCAAACCAUUCGCUGGACUAUUCCCUCGAAAACCUUAAGGAAAAGAAACUUCAGAGUUCCCCUGGUGGCAAAGAUAUCAAAUUCUUGGAAUUUAUGGGGUGCAUCCAAAAAGUUGUUGGGGUCACUCUCAGGAUCCUUUACUACAGUUCAAAACUGA